This is a messenger RNA of Cucurbita moschata (crookneck pumpkin), 726 nucleotides long. Its product is annotated as protein MIZU-KUSSEI 1-like. The transcript has a single exon. Bases 1 to 726 code for a protein of 241 amino acids. Lineage: Eukaryota; Viridiplantae; Streptophyta; Magnoliopsida; Cucurbitales; Cucurbitaceae. The record is from RefSeq and is a predicted model, not a curated record. Gene Ontology annotation, biological process: hydrotropism.
AUGUCCAAAUCCCUCCAUGAUUCUUCCUUCUCUUUCUCUAGGCGCUUCAAUGAAGAAAUCUUAUCUUACAGUUUAUCCUCGCGUUUCAGUAAACAGAGCAAGGAAGAAGAGAAGAAGAAACCUUCCUCCUCAUCCUCAUCCAGCCGUUCGAUUUCCAAGCUCCGAACUAUUCUAACGCUCCGAACUAUUCUAACACUCCUCACCCGGAUUCGCCCAACUCCCCGCCGGUCUCGCCUCGGCGUCCGGGUCGUCGGUACGCUAUUCGGGUACCGACGAGGCCAUGUCCAUUUCGCAUUACAAGAAGACCCAAAACAGAAUCCAACGUUAUUAAUCGAGCUCUCGACGCCGACCAGCGUUCUGGUUGGAGAGAUGGCAUCUGGGUUGGUCCGGAUGGCGCUGGAAUGCGAGAAGAAAACAGAGAGGAAGAGAAACUGGAAGUUGCUGGAAGAGCCCCUGUGGCGAGCGUAUUGUAACGGGAAGAAAUGUGGGUAUGCGAGUAGAAGAGAAUGUGGGGCAGAGGAGCAGAAGAUUCUGAAGGCAGUGGAGCCGAUCACGAUGGGGGCUGGGGUUUUGCCGGCGGCGGCAAAUGGGUCCGACAAGGAAUUGAUGUAUAUGAGGGCGAGGUUCGAGCGGGUGAUCGGAUCAAAGGAUUCAGAAGCUUAUUACAUGAUGAGCCCUGAUUGUAACGGAGGGCCUGAACUCAGCAUAUACCUGCUUAGGGUGUAA